Messenger RNA from Octodon degus (degu), 4666 nucleotides. It is a transcript of the gene Stox2, whose product is annotated as storkhead box 2. Gene Ontology annotation, biological process: positive regulation of transcription by RNA polymerase II. NCBI's taxonomy places the organism in Eukaryota, Metazoa, Chordata, Mammalia, Rodentia, Octodontidae. Gene Ontology annotation, cellular component: cytoplasm; nucleus. The transcript is spliced from 4 exons. Gene Ontology annotation, molecular function: DNA-binding transcription activator activity, RNA polymerase II-specific; RNA polymerase II transcription regulatory region sequence-specific DNA binding. The record is from RefSeq and is a predicted model, not a curated record. The coding region runs from base 1477 to 4257 and encodes 926 amino acids.
GCGCAUUGUUGUCCUGUAGCGAUUGGUUGCGGGUCCAGAAACAGCCGUGCAGAGCCGUGCAGUGCGCAGCGGCUGAGGACCAGAACGAAGCCCAGCCGGCUGGCAGAGGCUUACACCCGGGAGCGGCACGAGAGAGGAAGAGCCGGAAGCCCCUAGCGUGCGGUUUGCGAGGGGCGAGGAGCAGGCACUCGGUGUUGGAGGCGUUGGUCGCGGAGCUCGCGCUGGCGCCCCCGCCCUCUGGGUCUGGCUGACUUCGGGGUUGGCGCAGGUGGGCCAGGCCGAGCACCAGGCUGAGCACCGCGCUUCUCCCCGUUCCCACGAAGGCUCGCUCUCCGGGCAAGGGGGCGGGACCGUUCUCGAAAAAUGUAAAUAGCUAAGCGAAGUCUCCACGCCGUGGCACCAGCCAAGGUCCCAGCGCCGCCACAGGGUGUUUUACAUGAAAAUGAGAAGCCUGAAGGGAUCCGGGCUGGACUCCCGGCAGUUAGGUGAUUAGCAUUAGAUUGGGCGGCUGUCGGUUUCCUGCCCUUGGAUAGCACCCAGCCCCGGCGUCCCGAGGAGCCCGGGCUCCCGUCGCCGCCCGGGCCCGCGAGUAGCUACGUGCCCGCGGAGGGCCCGGCGUGUCGGCGCGCACGCCCACCCACCCACUCGUCCGCACCCACGCACGCCUCCCGGAGCCCGGGAGCGAGCAGAGAGUGACGCGGCGCCGCAGUCGCCAGGACGCCUCGGCUCUUCCUGGAUUCCGCAGGAGCCCACCCUGCCGCAGCCGCGGUCUGCAGAGUCUGCCGCGGUCCCCGCGCCCUCGUCCCCCGCCGGAGCCUGUGUAAUGAAGACGGCCUCCCGGAGCCUGCAGGGGGGGCAGCGCCAGCUUGCGCCGGGGACUGCGGGGCGCGCGGCCGGAAGGCCCGAGAGAGCGCGACUCGGACGCUGUCAUCCCCGCGCCUCGCUCUGAGCCGCCCGGUGCGCUGGGGCUGCUGCCGCCCCUCGAGCUUCCCGGGCGCCUGAUCCAGGGUCAGCCCCGGAGGCCUCGGCUUCCUCAUUUGUUUGGGUCUUUUGUGCCGCGGCUCACAGUUGGCUAAGCACUCCUGCGCUGAAUCGGGCCAUUGUCUGCGCUCCCAUUGCCUUCACGCUGCAAGUCUCGGCGCCCCCGCCCGCCCGCCCCCUCCCCGCCUCCUUCGGCCCGGGAGCCUCGUAACGUGCCUUUCCCCCCCAGGAAUCUGGAAGCUAUAAGCCGAGCGGAUUGCAAAUGAAGUGUAAUGCAUUGUGGGACGUGUGUAAAAUCGGAGCCUUCGCCGUGGGGGUGUGGGGGGGCGUGGGGAGGGCCGGACCCGCCGCUGGCGGUGUAGACGCCGACGAGGAGGGGCUGGGAAAAUGUGCGCAGAGUCCGCCAGGGUCGUGCCCGCCGUAGACGGAUGAAGCAGCGCGCUGCGCCCCGGCGCUGAGGCCCCAGGAUCGGGGCAGCAGGUCGCCCUCCCCACCAUGAAGAAGACCCGGAGCACAACCUUGCGGCGAGCUUGGCCUAGCUCGGAUUUCUCGGACCGGGCCUCGGACCGCAUGAGGUCCCGCAGCGAGAAGGACUACCGCCUGCACAAGCGCUUCCCCGCGGCCUUCGCGCCCCAGGCUUCGCGGGGCUACAUGACAUCAGGUGAUGUAUCACCAAUCAGUAUGUCUCCCAUCAGUCAGUCUCAAUUCAUUCCAUUGGGGGAAAUCCUUUGCUUGGCCAUCUCAGCAAUGAACUCAGCAAGGAAACCUGUCACCCAGGAAGCACUGAUGGAACACCUGACAACGUGUUUCCCAGGUGUUCCAACCCCAAGUCAAGAAAUCUUGCGGCACACGCUGAACACGCUGGUACGGGAAAGGAAAAUCUAUCCAACUCCUGAUGGCUAUUUCAUCGUGACCCCACAGACAUAUUUCAUAACUCCUUCCCUCAUAAGAACUAGCAGUAAAUGGUACCAUUUGGAUGAGAGGAUACCUGACAGGCCUCAGUGUACCUCUCCACAACCUGGAACCAUAACACCCUCUGCCUCAGGCUGUGUCAGGGAACGGACAUUGCCCAGAAACCACUGCGACUCUUGCCACUGCUGCCGAGAAGACGUGCACAGCAUGCAUGCAUCGACUCUGCAGAGGAAACCCGCCAAGGACUGCAAAGACCCUUACUGCCCUCCUUCACUAUGCCAGGUGCCACCCACUGAAAAGAGCAAAAGUACUGUAAAUUUUUCUUAUAAGACAGAAACUCUCUCAAAACCUAAAGAUAGUGAAAAGCAGUCAAAAAAAUUUGGGCUCAAGUUAUUCCGGCUAAGUUUUAAGAAAGACAAGACCAAACAAUUAGCCAAUUUUUCUGCCCAGUUUCCUCCUGAGGAGUGGCCUCUGCGAGAUGAGGACACACCAACGACUAUCCCUCGGGAAGUAGAGAUGGAGAUCAUUCGACGUAUUAACCCCGACUUGACUGUGGAAAAUGUCAUGAGGCACACGGCGCUGAUGAAGAAACUUGAAGAAGAAAAAGCACAUAGGAGUAAAGCCGGAUCCUCUGCUCACCACAGCGGAAGAAGUAAAAAGAGUAGGACUCAUCGCAAGUCCCAUGGGAAAUCUCGGUCACACAGCAAGACAAGAGUAUCUAAAGGAGACCCUUCAGAUGCCUCACAUCUGGAAAUCCCUGGUGAAAGAGAGUAUGAUUUUUGUGACCCUCUGACCAGGGCACCCAGAGAGGGCUGCUUCAUCAUUGAACACAAAGGAGAUAACUUCAUCAUGCACAGCAACACAAACGUGAUUGAGUCCCACUUUCCUAUGACACCAGAAUGGGAUGUAUCUGGUGAAUUGGCCAAAAGGAGAACUGAGAUGCCUUUUCCAGAACCUUCCAGGGGAAGCUCCCACUCAAAAGUCCACCGAAGUCACAGCCAUACCCAGGACCGAAGGUCCAGGAAUGAGCGAUCCAACAAAGCCAAGGAGCGAUCUAGAUCAAUGGAUAACUCCAAGGGCCCCCUGGGUGCUUCUUCUCUCGGCACGCCUGAAGACCUAGCUGAAGGAUGUAGCCAAGAUGAUCAGACCCCUAGCCAGUCCUAUAUUGAUGACAGUACUUUAAGGCCUGCACAGGCUAUUGGCCACCCAAGGGCUCACAUUUCAUCCACAAGCUAUAAAGAGGUAUGUAUUCCAGAAGUAGUCAGUAGUGGCAAAGAACCUUCCAGUGCUUGUAGCCUUUUGGACCCAGGCAAGCCCCCUGAGAGUUUGCCAUCCUAUGGUGAACUCAACUCUUGCCCAACAAAAGCAGCCACAGAUGACUACUUCCAGUGCAACACCUCUAGUGAGACAGUGCUCACGGCGCCAUCACCUCUAGGGAAGAAUAAGGAGGACCAUGACACGCUGACCCUGGUGGAAGGGGUAAAAAAGCUGUCUCCAUCUGACAGACAGGUCCCCCAUUCUUCCAGGGAGCCUGUUGGGCACAAGGAGGAAUCCCCAAAAGGACCAGGCGUGGGCCCUGCCACUUCGGGUGGAGUGGCUGAAGGGAUUGCCAAUGGACGCCUGGUCCAGCACCAUGGCGCUGAGCCCAGCAGCCUGGAUAAGAGGAAAGAGAUAUUCAGCAAAGACACACUGUUCAAACCUCUUCACAGCACCUUGUCUGUAAACAGCUAUCACAAAUCAAGCCUGUCCCUCCUCAAAUCUCACCCGAAGACACCUACUGACACAAUGUCCGGCCGAUGUGAGAAACUGGAACCUUCCCUGGGGACCUCGGCUGCACAAGCCAUGCCCGCCUCCCAGCGUCAGCAAGAGUCAGGCGGGAACCAGGAAGCUUCUUUCGACUAUUACAAUGUCUCCGAUGAUGAUGACUCUGAGGAAGGGGCGAACAAAAACACGGAGGAGGAGAAAAAUAGAGAUGAUGUAGGCACCAUGCAGUGGCUACUCGAGAGGGAGAAGGAAAGAGACUUGCAGAGGAAGUUUGAGAAGAACCUCAACCUCCUUGCCCCAAAAGAGACUGACAGCAGCAGCAACCAGAGAGCCACUCACUCAGCCCGGCUGGACAGCAUGGACAGCAGCAGCAUCACUGUGGACAGUGGAUUCAACUCCCCACGUACUCGAGAGAGCCUGGCUUCCAACACAUCAAGCAUUGUUGAAAGUAACCGUCGUCAGAAUCCUGCUUUGAGUCCAGCCCACGGUGGAGCUGGUCCAGCCUUCAACUUCCGUGCAAAUACAGAUCCCCCGACCAGUGAAGCUGAGAAGCUACAGAAACCAUCCAACUGCUUGCAAGCUUCUGUUACUAGCGUGUGAUAGUCCUUCUGCCUCAGAUCUUCUGUCUCACUCGAUACAGCAAAGUUUACGACACUGGGACUGAUGUUUACAUCUUCAGAAAGACAAGCAUCUCAGGCACAGUUUUGGGAUCUACUUAAACUGUGCUGCUAAAUAGGCUAGGGCAAAAAAAAAGUCUUUAUUUCAGAGUAUUGCUUUUCACAUUUAUGGCUCUGUAGCAACUGAAUAGCAGUAGGGGUGAUAUGUAUACUUUUGCUUCACUAAUUGUAUCUGAGCACACAUAGGAAAGUCUCGACACUGUAAGUGGAGUAUGCAUUUUCAAUGUCAUGCAGUUACCAAUUCCAUUUUAAAAUGCCACAGAUACGUGUUGCUCCAGUCUGUGGUUAAAUGGGGCCACAGAACUGAUCCUUGACACUUUUAAAAAUAAUAA